Molecule: messenger RNA, 6469 nt
Organism: Manduca sexta (tobacco hornworm)
Lineage: Eukaryota; Metazoa; Arthropoda; Insecta; Lepidoptera; Sphingidae
Exons: 7
Coding region: 27-1523 (498 amino acids)
Source: RefSeq, a predicted model, not a curated record
CGCCUAACUGUCAUUCUUCAUUUAUCAUGGCGGAAGACGAGGAUGGUGUUUCGAAUAAAAAUUCACCACAAAAUUCAAAUAAUGGAGAAACAUCCCAAGAUAAUGAACAAAACGCGGCGAGGCCAGAUCUAGGUAUUGACGAAGCGAAGUAUAACAAGGAUGAAAAUGGCGAGGCGUCGUCGCCGGACGCGAAAUGUUCAACUUCCAAAUCGACGGGCGCCACUCGCAAGGAUGAGAACCCGUUUUCUUUUCGUCAUUUCUUGAAGCGCGACCUUUCGUUACCGGGUAACUCUACGUACGAAAACACGGGCGCGCGGCCCAAAGUUUACGCGAACACGGUGCAGCACUCGCCAACGAGGAGCGAGGCCGAGCCGCGCCGUGAUAAGCUUCGAGCCAUCGACACACAAGCCAAAGAGCGCGGCGGUGAGCCAGCCGCCCAGCGCGCCAGCGACAACACGUCCUCCAGUAGUUCCGUAGAGAUACCCUUUAGUGUAGUGAAUAACUCCGAGUCUAAGCAUAAUUUUUACACGGACAAUAACGAUGUACCGUUCUACCACAGACCAAACCUGGCAUCUGAGCCUCUAGGUAUGCCAUCACUGCCUGAUUUUGUGCAAGAUCACAUUCUAGUGGAGCAGGCAUAUCUCAAUUCGAAUGGGCCCAUAUCUGUUGACCUGGACAAUUUGCCUGACUUUACAUUUAACACUAGCUUCAAUGCCGGGUCUUCAUCAUCAUUAGGCAGGAGGAAUAAUAGCUAUGCGAGUAACAAAGGUUAUGAUUAUGAGGCUUAUAUGGGGGCCGCGUCUACCUCGAGUGAGUCUGGACAGGCCAGCCGCAGCAUCCCACUGGACCUGCCAUCUGGAGCUGAAGCAGCAGGGCCGGUGCCACUGGACCUGCCCGCACACUUGAGUUUGGAUCUCACAGAGUCAGUAAAUCCAGCUGACAGACGGAAUAUGUCGCCGAGGAGCACUUUCCCAUUAGAUCUGCCACCAAAUGCAGGCGCUGAGUCGAUGCGUCUGCCGGACUUCCUGCCGGUGCACCCGGGCAGGACGUCGCCGGAGCCCGAGCACCAGGACGAGCAGCUGCAGCAGAUCAUCUCUGAGUUGGAGCGUACUAGGUCGGAGUUGUUCGUGGAGCGCAGCCGGCGGUGCCGCGCAGAAGACGAGCUAGCCGCGGCGCGAGCGCAAGCGCAUGCGCACGCGCACGCUCUGCACGGUGCCGCACACGCCGCGCACUCCUCACACUCCUCACACACAUCCCCCAGCGAACAUAUACACUCGCCUUCAGACGAUGCUGGCCGAUCUACAGAGGCUGAAGCCACCAUAGCCAAACUAAGGAAUCAAAUUAAAAAAUUAAAGGAGGAGCUGUCGUGGUCCCGCGCUGAGUGUGCGCGACUGCGCGCCGGCCAGGCCAGCGCCGCCGCCGACCUGCGCCGCGCCGCCAGCGUCGCCGACACCUCGCUCAGAGAACUGCUCGCAGGCUUGGAACAGCUCAAGACCCUAAGCAACACGCUGGAGCCGACAUGAUGGACUCGCCAUCGUCCAACGUAACCGCUUAGUUCUCACCAGUGAGUCCCACACGUGCUGUCUUUCACACUCUACCUGCAGCGUCCAAAGAUUUGGGAUUGUCCAUAAAACACGUUUUACACGCUCAUAGACAAGGCAAGAAUUGGUCAAACGAUGCGUUUUUAGUGCCCGUCAAGGUGCCGACAUAGAGUACUUUAAUAUGCUGUCAAACAGAUCAUAACGUCAGAACGUAUCAUGCGCGUGAGCAUACGCUGUUUUAGGUAUUGGUCACACUACGUCAGCGCAUAGCUUUAUAGCACCUAAACGCGUUGUCUGACCAAGUCCUUACAUUUUAUUUCAUCGAAUACAAUUCCACAGACCCGCUGUAAGCGUCUGAUAGUUUUAUAUUUAUUUAUGUAAUUUACAAUUAUUGAUUUUAAAACUGUAUCAUUUUCUUACAUAAGUAGGUAAUUAUAACAGUUCCUUAUAUGUAAAAAAUAUAUUUAUUAGUGGAUUACGAAAUUGCCUUCUGAGUUCAUCCUCUAGCGUUAUAUUUAUACCUAUCUAUAUAUUAGGAUGUCAUAAUUAAAAUAAAUAAUCAUAGUUACAUUAUUUGCUCUGCAAGAUUUAAUAUUAUUUUUUUCCUCCAAUACUAUGCUUUGAAUCUCAAAAUAGACUAAAAACAACUAGCCUGGUUUUAAAAAAACAUUAGUAAUGAAAAGUUAAUUAGAAGUAACAUUAUUUAUAUUCAAUUUCGCAUGUAGAUAAUUUGCUUAUCAAUUUUUUGUUUUUCAGUCAUAUUUAGUACAUACUUAACUAGAUUAAAUAUAUAAUACCAAACGCGAAUUUCUCUUAUAAAUGUCUUUAUAGAGGCUGUUCCUGAUAAGUGGUAUAUUUAGGCUACAAAAUAUAUGUAGCCACAAAUCCCUCCUGAUUUUAGCGUAAUACCUCUUUUAUGGAGCACCCUAUAUAUCCAUGAAAUAGUCGGUGUUGUAGUUCAAAUUUUGUCAUCAAUAUAAAAUUAGUAGUAAAUUAGCUGAACCUAGAGUAACAAGCCAAAAAAUCUAUUUCCCAUUGUGACAAAUAUUUAUUUUUGAAGAUUUACUUUCAAAACUAUAUAAUAUGAUGUUUUCUGGUUGCAUGUCCCAAACCGUUCUCUUAUGACAUAUUAGGCAUACAUUUAUUUAUUUACAGUUAUGUUAACUUGUCUCAAGUAUACAUAUCUCAAGUCUCGACAUGUUUUUUUUCGAAUUUGCAAAUCUAUCGUCCAUUUUAGUGCAAAAAUGGUUGCAAAGCUUUUACGCUAUUAUAUCGGCCCUAUUGUCCCAUUGCUGGGCUUUCUCAACUACUGACGGUUUAGCCCUGAUAUCACUGACAGCCGAUUUCAAUUAUUCAGUCGGCAUGUUUAGAUUGAUCGUAUAAAUCGACCAAUCAGGGUAAAGUAUUUUCACAGGCUUACAAAUAUGUUUUUGAUUGGUUUAUCGGGAUCGGAUCGAGAUUAAGAUCGGCAUUGCUUACUGAAAUCGGCUGUAUGCUGGCCCUGGGUUUUGGAUAGUUACAUUAGACACUAACUUUUUCAUUUAUGUUCCUAAAUAAAACACUAAAUAAGUUUAGAUAGUCCAUCCAAUUAAUCUCAGGUUGUUGAACGGCAGCAAAAACUUGUAAAUGGCAUUAUAUUUGUAAUUCGUUAAGAAUUUGCGGGCAAAACGUUGACGGAACGAAAUGAUUUCGAUUCCACAUCGAAUCAAAUGCUUGUGUGGUUUCCUAAUAGUUAAUAGAUAUUGUGGGAUUGAUAAUGCUUCGUGGUUUUUAAAAGUUAGUAGGUAUGACUCGAUAAUUGGUUGUUUGAUGGCUGUAUUUACAAUUGAUUUGUAAAAAUCUCUUCCACUUACAAGGUUGUCAUCGAAGGUCUUUAACAAUUAAAUACACAUCAGUUUCCAUACAUUUUUCUGUAAUGUAUAUCGUUUUUAUGGACAAUUCUUUAAAAAAUCAAUACAAUUCUAAAUAUAUAAGUUUUUAUAAUGAUUUAAGAAUGGUAAAGAACAAUUUCUUUUUAUAAAAUCUCGAGUAACCUUAAAAUGAAUAAAUAUCACUUGGUCUAUUUUGAAGCUGUUUUUUUUUAUUUACCCAAAAAUAAAAAUGUGUAAGAAAAUUCUAAAAUUAAUUUUAGGCUACUUAUUAUGAAUGGACCAAGUGGUACAAUGGAGGGGUUAAAUAUAUCCAUAGUGUAGUUUUUGUUAUGACAUACAAUAGUGAUAAUAUGUUGUAAAUUAUGUUUUAAAUAUAAUGCAAUGUUUUUUUCUCGAAGAAAAAAUAUAUGUAUAACUCAAGUCGGCAUGUGCGACUAUCGACGCGAUGUCCCGUUUAUCGACUUUAUAUUUGGACUCCAUGUCCUCGUCAUGAAGGCCACUGCCGCGCCAGGAUAAAAAGGGAUUCCGUUGCUGCUAUCCGUAUUUAUAAUAUCUUGAAGGUACAGAGGAAACAUGAGACGUGUGACGUUUUAAAAAAAUAUCGAUAUAUCAAAAAUGAUGUCUUUUAUAUUGUAUUCAUCACAUUUUGUAAAAUAAUACUUAUUUCACCUUUUUUCAAAAGGAAUAUUUUCAGAUUGUCAUUUCGAACUAUUAAUAAUUUUGAAUUUUGUCGACAUAUGUAUGGUAACAUAUUUGUGUCGUUAUUUAUAUUUUGUGUGACAUUCCUUGUUUUCCCCUGUUCUUCGUAUAUAUUCGACUUUGAUGUUUUUACUCUUAUUGUAGAACUCUGGAAGGAGCUCCAGUCUUGUAAGCCCUUGCUAAUUUUUCUACUUCAUGUAUUGUGUUAUAUGUGGUAAUAGUGACGUUUGAGAAAUAAUACUGUAUCGACAAUAUAUUCGGAUUUUAAGUCCUAGAAAAUUUUAAAGCCUUCAGUAUAUUAAUAUGUGAACUUAAAUAUAUAUAUACUACAGCUGUUAUACGUUUACUUAUCGAUAUAUUUCCUAAUCGAGUCAAUGAAACAAACAUUCAGUUAGUCAAAAUAUCGAUAGUAUAUCAUCCUUUUUUAAUCAGAAUCCACCUAACACCCAAUUCCAUGAAUUAGUAAUUACAAUUUUCAUAAAUAUAAUAAUUUCGCCAUCAAAUUUUCUUGUUAUUUUAAAUUAUUUCAGUAUAUACUACACAUACAGAAACGCAUGUAUAUGUUCCUCAAAGAUUAAACAGAAGUAAAGGUAGCUUUUUUAUUAAUUCUAGAAUAUCUUUAUCCAGAAUAUUUAAUUAUAUCAAAUGCGGUGUUAUUUCUCAACCGGGAUGUGUGUUGUAAAAAAUAAUCAUUAAAUGUAAAUAUAAGAACGGUGUAGUGUACAUUUUGUGCAGUAGUUAUGGGGCGUGUUUAUUGGGUGUUGUAUUGGCAACUGACUUGAAUGCAUGUGUUAUGUUAAAAUAUAUUUAAAAAGAACUGCAUCAGUGGCGUAGUUGAUCUGCAUGCGCGGUACGACAGCGCUCUGAAGUCCUGGGCUCAAAUCCCAGGUCGAGCAAAGUAAUAUUUGGGUUUUUCUACUCAGUAUGAGGCCGGAGUCUGGAAUUUGGGCCCGAUAUGGUGAUAGGCUCACCCCCUAUCACAUCAUGGGACGGAACACACUUGGCGAAAAGUGGGUGCCCUGGUUGCACCUCUGCAUGAUGUUGUUGUGUAUAUUUUAAAAACUUAUCAAAAGCGAAUGUCCAAAAGCAUUCAUUACAUCACGUUUGGAAAUGUAUAUUUUUGUGUUACGAUUAACUUAGACGACCGAUUUUUGUCGGUGACCGAUUUAUCGGAAACGUUUAUCGAAACUGAUAAUGUAAAAUGAGACGCACUCUCUUCCUACACCAAAUUUAAUUAAACAGCAUUAAGGAUUAAACGGAUUAAUAAUAUUUUACAAUUAAUUUUACUCUUAAAAAGUAUGGUCCCUGAAUAAGAAUAUUAUUUACAGUAUACGCUUUUAAUUUCGUGAAACGUUCCGCAUCGGUCGUCUGAGUUAAUUAUUUUUAUCGAUUGCAAACAUUGUCUACAAGUUUGGUUAAGGGCCUACGCACACGACGUGUUUUAAAUGCGCUUCAAACUCAACUUAGACGCGCAAAAUUCUAUCCAGAUUCCAGUCUGAACUAGACUUAUACAAAGACAAAAGGGUGCGUUUAGAAGUGGUUACAAAAAUGUAUGUACAGGCCUUAACAAUAUUCAGUUUUGUAACUCAUACAUUAAUACAGUAUUACAAUGUGAUCGUUAAAGCUUUUUAGUUUAUUAAUUUUAAAGGCAAUGUUAAUUAUCUAUUCUAUUGACCUUGAAUAUAUUCAUAAAGCAAUUACAAUUAACUGUCGCGCUUUUUAGAUUAAGCCACACUUGUUUUAAUUAUUUGUGUUGCUGAACAUCGAAUAAAGCAUCGCAUACACUGGGCAUCAUUUGAUGCGCAACAUGUUUGGUAAAUGUUUGUUACAAUCUGUAUUACGUGAUUCGUAUACUGCGGCUUUAUUAUGCGCUGUGCUUUGCCAAACAUAAUGUGUUUGGCUUGAUAUGCAGUCUAGUUAUCUUUUUGUGGAAUUCUUAAUAUUGUUUUGAAUUUUAUUGCGAUUGUGAUACUUUUCAGCCUUUCUGUAGAUUCACUGUAGUGUUUGCUUUUUGUGUUACCAUUUCUCAUAUAUGAAUAGUAAUUCUACAGAAUAAAUAUAGCAUGGAGUUAGUUGCCAAAAUCGGCCGAAACAAGAUCGAGAGUGAACGAAGCGAAUGAAAGAUUGUAUUGUAUAAUAUGAAUGAAUAGCGGUAAAUGAAAAAAUUGGAAAAUUCACGAUUGCUAUUUUGGCACGAAAAUAUAUGUUUGUAUAUUACUAAAUUGUGGCUCUGUUGGAGGGGGGUUGGGACCGAAUGGGUUUGGCAGCGAAGGUUAAAUAUUUUUAUGUUAAUAUAUAUUUAUGUACGAUACUCUAAAUGUAACUUAUGAGAGCCUGAUUAAAUAAUUUUGAUUUUGA